Molecule: messenger RNA, 5116 nt
Organism: Amphiprion ocellaris (clown anemonefish)
Lineage: Eukaryota; Metazoa; Chordata; Actinopteri; Pomacentridae
Gene: nell3
Product: NELL (neural EGFL like) family member 3
Exons: 5
Coding region: 410-3148 (912 amino acids)
Molecular function (GO): calcium ion binding; protein binding
Source: RefSeq, a predicted model, not a curated record
AGUCAACAGUGAGCAAAAUGAGAAGUGACAGUCAUCUGCAGAGAGAUUACUAAGAUCUAAAAUGAUCUGGAGACUGAAAAAUGUCCCCUUUUCUUUCAUUUUAUCGUCAAAAUAGGUCGCAAAUUUCGAUUUUACGCAUCAAAAAUACAGUUUGAUCGUGGUUUUAUUUCAGAUGGGGACUCUGUAGAGAGCAGGGAGGGUGAAGGGUUAAUUUGUGGCCGGGGAAACCUGAUGCUAAUUAAGUCUUAGGAAUGCCAUAUACUGACAUUGUAGUGCAGAAGCCCUCAGAGUGGGUCAGGCAUGGAGAGAGCCAGCAGUAACGCGUGCGUCUAAUGUUUUUAUUCUGUACUGACAGUCGGGAAAAGCCAGUCUCACCAAAGCCUGGAGCUGAAGGAUAUUUUACGCAAAAAUGGUUUCAGUAGCCCCCUUUCUGUUGCUGCUCAUCUCCUGGGUGUCACUGCACAGCGCGGAGGUUUGCCGGGGGACGCACUGCCACGGCGGGGACACCAGCGAUCCAAGACCGUGCACGGGAGCGCACUGUCCGGGGAGCAGAUCCUCCAGACCUCCGCGGCAGUUUAACCCAAACGCGCAGGGGAAAGCGGUCAGCCACCACCAUGCGCACUCGGGCUCUCCAAGCUCCAGCGUCCAGAUCCUCCGCGGCACACGCGUGAGAGCGCCUGAAGUUUUCCCUGCAGGAUGCACCGAUGCGGACUGCGCUGCGCUUUUCAGGCAGUUUCAGCCCAACAACGACACCCGGGAGUGCAGAGGGAUCGAGUGCAGGCUGCCGCUGAGGAUCCGGCCGAAAGCUCGGGCGAAGUCCUGCGUUGGAGAGGGAUGUCUGAGCGGCUCGGAGGAGAGCCAGCUUCCUCCUGUCCAUCUCUCCGACAGAGCCGCGCAAUUUCUGGGAGAUUUCCCUGAGUUGGGAUAUCCGUCUUCGGAACUUGGCGGCGCGCCUUUGGGUGUCCAGCUCACAUGUGACAUCAAACCAGGGGAGAAUGAAGUUCCGUCAGAAGAUGCCCUCAUCUUGCACCUCCAGCUCACCAAGGGGCAGGAGAAGCUGGUGGAGGCCCUUCGAGCCCAGCAGGCGAUCAUUCGUGACCUGCAGCAGAAGCUGGCCGACCAACAGGAGGCGUUGCUGUCCCAGCAGCGCGAGAUCCUGGAGCAGCAGCGGCGGAUGUACGAGCAGAUGGACGUGGUCAAGGCCCAGUACGGCCUCCUUUCUGACACCGUCAAGCAGGUUUCCUUCCAGGGCCUGCAGAGCGAGCUGCAGAGCUACUUUGAGAGCCACCUGGCUGGGCUGCAGAGCCAGGCCCGAAGCCACCUGCAGAAAUCCUACGCCGUCCACAAAAUGGACAUCGACUCCAAGGUGAUGGAUGUGGUCGGGGAGGCUCACUUUCCUCAACCGCUGCUGGGAUGCCCUUCGCCCUGUGGGUCAGAGGAGUACUGUGAUUUUCAGAGGGACCCACCUCAGUGUCAGAAGUGCACCAUGUGUCCACCAGGCUUCUUCCUGAUCUCACAGUGCUCCCCGACGGCAGAUAGAAUGUGCCAGGACAGAGACGAAUGCCUGGAACUCCCAAACGUUUGUGGAGAGCGAGUGAAGUGCCUUAACACUCCAGGAGGAUUCCGGUGUCUGGGAGUUUCUGAGAGAGAAGCAGUAACAGGCUUGUGUGGACACGACUACUUCUACAAUCAGGAGCUGCAGGAGUGUCAGGCCUGCUCGGACUGCGACGGAGAACCCGUCACUGUUCCCUGCACGGCGGUCAGUGACGCCGUCUGCGGCCUGCUUUCGGAGAGCCGCCUCUCCGGGUCUUGGGUGGCGAACGUUGCAGUUCCCCCUGCCAGGACCUCCGUCGCCAAUAUCUUCCCCGGGCUUCAGCUGAACAUACGAGGCAAAGAGAGCAGCGAUCUGCUGUCCAACGAGGCGGGGCAGGUGACCUUCCUGCAGCACAGCCUGGUGUGGAUGGAUCACAACUUCGCCAUAAAGCACAGCUGCAGGAAUUUCCUCCAGGUGGGCAUGAGGCUCAACGUGAGCCAGGAGGAGGAGGGUCAGGACAUCAGUGGGGUUCGGAUCGAGCAGCCGGAUGGGAAGUACUUCCAGGGGGUCAGCGUCAGUAGCGGCGUGGAGGUGGAGCCGAACCACACCUUCACGCUGCUGCUGAAGAGUCCGAACCAACACUGCAACCAGAGCAAGGAUCUCCACGUGUACGACGUCGCCGCUCCCUCUCUGAGCCUCCUCUGGUUGUCUCAUGAUACCGGCGCUGUCGCUAUGACGGCUCAGAUGUUACUCUUGGCUCACUACCAGACCAGCUACCGGCCAACUUUCCGCUUGAGCUCGGUGUCGGACCCCUACAUGAUCACCCUGACUCACGACAACCGCGGGGUUCGCUUCACGGAGAGCGGCGUGGUGAAGUUCGUCCUCCAGCAGGCGCUUUACUCCAUGGGCCACACCUGCAUUCGAGAGGGUUUCUCACUGAUCGCAUACACAAACCGCAACGGGACCGGCCAGGAGGCAAUGCAAGCCUUUAAGACGGGUGUUAACUACAGGGACACCUCCAUCACCCUCUCUGGUGCCGUUAGCGUCAACAGCGGAGACACCCUAGGCUUCGAGAUCACGUCCCCGUCCCAGUGCAACCUCCGCUACUUCGGGGACAACACUGGGAUCAGCAUGUUGAGCCUCAUCUGGAUUCCUUCAGCCGUGUCGUCGGCGUUGACCGCCACCGUGUCCAGGACCGGUCUUCCCUUCGGAGCGGUCAGGAAUAAGCCGCUGUUGUUCCAGCAGAUCAGCCCGGACACACCGCAGGUCCACUUGGCCCGCUCAGGAGAGCCGAACGCCCGGAAGAACUUUAUAUUCCACGAGAAAGGGACGGCGAACAUAGCCCUCAACCUGAAGCUGAUCCACUCCUGUAAUAUAGUCAAACUCACUCUGCAGCGGCCGGCGGGUCAGGGCAGGCAGGCAGGUCCUGUGGCUCAGCAGGUGUCUGGAUCUAUGCCUGAAGGGAGCGAGUGGGCCAGUAUAGGACUCAGAGCUUCCUUUCCGGUCCAGAACGGUACCGCUCUUUAUGUCACGCUGGACUGUAUCCGAGGACGAGUCAACCAGAUAACGCACGAGGGCGGCACUAACAUUUCAAUUCUCUGGGUUGCAGUGUGACCCCCGAGAAGAGGCCCAUCCUUUUUUCAUCAGUACAUUUUGUGAAUAAAGACAGUUUUGCACAGUAUUGAAUCGCAGAGCAGAUUCAAAAACAUUUACCAAACUAAGGAAGAAUACUGGUUGAUGAAAAACACAGUCAUCUAGUCCACAUAUUCUGUUAUUUCUAAUGUAUAUUUCUUCACCUGUUUAGACUUUAAUUGUGAGUUUUGUUUUUAGUGGAAAACUAUUAGUAUAAGUACUGCUUUUGCUUGAAGUACUUCGGCUGGUUGAGCAGUGACCAAUUGUACAUCUGAAUGUGUGUGUGAGUGUGUGUGAGAGUGUGUGUACGUACAUGUGUGAUGGUGCUUUUGUAUGUAUGUGCGUAUGUACACACACAUCGGCAUGCCUACUUUUGCAUAUGAGACAUUUAAUAUGUAUAUCCUUCCAUUCCUGCAUAUAUUUAACAUACACACUGUAUGUAAUAGUCAUUUUUUUUAUAUCAUUAGACCUUUAAAGGAGCAGUUUGACAUUUUGGGAAAUACUGCUACUUCCAUUAGCUGGUUAGCUUAGCUUAGCACAACAACUUGAACAAGGGGAAACGGCUAACCUGGCAAGGGAAUCUGUGGGUAUCUCUUGCACUUUUCCUCCUGUGAUCCAGAAAUCAUUCCCCCUCCGCCAUCAUGGAGGAUUUUCCCAUUACUUAAAUGCAAUUUGAGAUGAGAGGAUGUAUCUGAAGGAGUUUAGAACGUGGAAACAGCCGUUUCUGCAAGUGCCACAUCUUUUUUUGAAUGGUGACACAGCUGUGCAGCAUGUCAUAAAUGCUGUUGGGGAAAAAUAAUUUCUAAUUUGGCAACUAUCAAAAGUAUGACUGUCACCCAAGCAUGAAUGUGUAAAACUAUUUACACGACAGUUUAAAAUGUGGAUCAGACAUGCUGCACAGCUUGUAUCCUACAUUGCAGCCUUUGGAAUUCGCUGAUUGCAUUGUUGCAAACUGAUUUGAAAUCGAUUAAUUGUUCCAUCCUAUAACAUGUAGCAUUAGUAGCAUGUGACCUGAGAACCAGCAGCUGCUUCAGGCCUCCAUGUGUCUCCACACAAGAUGCAUUCAGACACGAUUUUAAGGAGCAGGUCACCCUAAUGAAGUGAAGCGCAAAAGGAAACGUGAAGCAUGUAAAUAUGUUUCAGAUUUCUUUUACGCGUACAAGGGAGUACGUGCAAGGCCCUUUCUUCCUGGUUUCCACUAAGCCCUCAUAAAGCAGCUAACUGACAUUUUUACUCCUCUGAUCAAACAAAUAAGAUGUACCGUGUAAAGUUUUAAACUGCUGAGGUGCUCGUAGGUAGAUUUUAUAACAGUUUGACCGAACCAAGCCAGCUGUUCCCGCCUGUUUCCCAAAAUGUUGAAUUACUCCUUUACUGUUAAGAAGAAAGACCUAUUCAAUAAUGCAGCAUUGUAACUUUUAAAUAAGCAGGAAUUUUGAUAUUUCAUGUAUUUGAUGAUAUUUAUUUUAUAAAACAGGACCUUUGUAUUUCACUAUAGAAUACAUGUUUGUCAGACAUGAGCAAAAAGUGAAAAAAACACCUAAAGCAUAUAUAGUAAAGCACUGAGUAGACGGUGCUGACAUCCAGAUGCACGCAGUGAUAGCCUCUAUCAUAAGUUUAUUUGCACACAUGUAGUUUAGCAUAGCAUUAUGGAAUGUGCAAACAUUAUACUUUGUUAUUCUUUUGCCUAAAUGCUGUUUCCCUGUGAAGAGUUGCCCAUGCAUAUCACUCCUAAUUGCCUCUGUGUGUGUUCUGUCCUCUCAACAAUUAGGCAUAAUUAAGUGUUUCAGAGAGUUGGCAGCAAAGCCGCCACUGAAAUUCUUCAGCUUUAUUCUCACUUCACUGCACGUAGUGAUAUUUUUGGGGUGCUGUUGGUCUCCCUGCACAUGUCUCGUGGAACGUCAGUGUAUGUGUUCAACACCAAAUAAAAAAUACAUAUAUUUUGCCAGAAAA